AUGAAACAAAUAUAGCAAUUUUAGCUUAAAAAGAGUAUUUGUAUAAACUGCUUGAUAUCAUUUAAAUUGAUUAAUAAGGAGCUGAAGAUUGGUUUUAUAUUCCAAUAAAAGNAUAAUCUGUAAGAAAAUUACAGGAUUUUUUCAAUAUUACCAAACAUGUUUGUUGCCUUAAUUUUACAAUAAAGAUAAGAUAAUAAGAUUUAUAAAUUCAAAGAUAAUGAAAGUUUUGAAUCUAAUUUAUUAAAUUUAAAAAAAUCUAUUGAAAAUAAUUUAUGGGUCAAUACCUAUUUACAACCUACUUAAGAAUAAUCAGAAAAUAUAAUCAGCCAGAAGUGGUUUCAUUAAGUAAUUAAAUAUGAUAUUCAAUUUUAACGAAAUUGGAUUCUUUAAUUUUUGAUUUGGACAUUUUAAUAUUGUGAUGAUGAAUUAUUAAAAAUGAAAAUUUAUUUAGAAGGUCUUUAAAUUUAAAAAUUUUUAGUCUCUUAAAAUUGAAUCUUGAAAUAUUAGAUUUCUUAUUUGGUAAAUAAUAAGGAAAUUAAUAAAAAUUUAAUUCUCCAAGCUCUAGAAAACUUGAUUAAAAUGACGAUAAUGAAAUUCAAAACAUUAAUUAAGAAGAUUAAAUCAUAACGUAAAAAACUUUAGCAUAGAAAACAAUAUUUAAUGUUUUUAAGGAACCAGAUGGCAAUAGUUUUAGUGCUUUAUUGUUUUGUUGUUUACUUUCAUUAGAAAAAAGAAAUAAAUUAAAUGAGGAUUUGCUUGAAAUUUUAAUUUAGAAUUUUCAUGCUCCUAAAAAUUCAAUAAAUGAAAUUAAAGAAGUUGAAAUUAUUGAUGAUUCAACGGAAUUAGAAUAUUUUUCAAUAAUUAAUGGAAAUUCAAAUGCAGAUUAGAUAAUUAGCCCUAAAGAAGCAUAAAUUUAAACUAAAAGAGCAAUUAAAUUAAUUCAAAAUACUAAUGGAAAAGAAGAAAAAAUAAAACAUAUAAAAUCAUUUGAUUUAUUAAAAAACUAUUAAGAAUAAAUAAUUAAAUAAUUUGAAUAAUUCUUUUAACCAAAUUCUUAAAAAGUUUAAUACUUAAAAUCAUUUUAAAAUAUUGUUAGAAAUGCAGGAGUUCAUUUGGUAUUUCUAUAAUUUUUAGUAAAACCCUAAAGUGUGUGUAGUUCUCCUAAUAUUGUUUAAUUUUAUAAGAGAUUGAUUUUAUUUUUUGAAUACUUCACAAAGGAUAAUGAAACAAAUAUAGCAAUUUUAGCUUAAAAAGAGUAUUUGUAUAAACUGCUUGAUAUCAUUUAAAUUGAUUAAUAAGGAGCUGAAGAUUGGUUUUAUAUUCCAAUAAAAGUUACUAAACUUGUAGUAUAAUUAAUAUCCAAAAUUCCAAAAUGUGAACAUGAUAAUUUCAUACUGAAUGUUUUUUAGAGAAUAAAAGAAUUAGGAGAUGAAUUAAUGAAAAGUUAAGAGUUUUUUGAGAUAACAUUUAGAUUGAAAAAGCUAUACAUUGAAAGGAUGAAAACUCCUAGAAAGUAAGAUUAGGAUGCAGUGGCUUAUUUCAGUUUAAUUCAAUAUUUAAGAAUAUUAAAAUGUUUAACCAAGACUUUUGAAAUUCCAGCUUAACAGUCUUAUGUCAAUAAGCAUUUGAUUUUAAACUCCAUUUUAAAAUCUUAAUUUUUGAGAAUUAUAUUAGAACCAGUAAAUUACUAUAUAAAAAUAUUAAUUCCUUAAUAGGGAUUAGUUAAAUAGAGUGAAAAUGAUAGUUUAUAUUAUCAUAGAAUUAAACUACAUGCUUAGUUGAUAAUUCUAAUAACAGAGUGUUGUUAAUAAUACAGAUUAGGAAUCUAAGAAAUGUAAAGAAUAUUAUUAUAUGAAUAAUUAAAAGCAAUUCUUUUACAUUCAGAUACUGAAUAUAUUGUUAAGAGAGCUUACUUAUAAUGUUUAUUUGAAUUAUAUAUAAAUAAAGCAAAAGAAGGAGGUUUUAGUAACGAUACUAUUGAAAGUGAUGAAGUCAGAGACAUUUUAUCAAGAAUUAUAACACCUGAAUUAGAUUAGAGACAAUUAUGUUAAUUUUUAGAAGGGUUGGCGAAAUUAGGAAAUAAAGAUUAGAAUAAAAAAGUCAUUGAAACGGUUUUAAGAGAAUAGAUUACAAUAUAAAAAAGAAAUUAUUUCGAAAAAAGAUUGUCUAUAAAUGAAGCAUCAAAUAAAGAAUUACGAAUAAUUAGAGAUUGCAGUGAAUAUUGGACAUAUUUAAGGAAAAAUGGUAUUUUCCACUUUUUAGUAUACACUUAUGAUGAAAUGAUGAUUGAUAAUGAAAAUUCUGAUUAUUCUAAUUUAUCAGAUGAAUUUGCUAUUAUCAAAUAGAUUGUUUAAAAAAUUAAAGAAAUAUUUAAUGUUUUGGAAAGAGACUUUAGAGUAAAAAAAGAAGACUUAGAUUUAGAUGAUUAUAGAGAAUUGAUUAUUUCAAUAGAAGAAAUAAUACCUAAAAGGAAAAUUAUAAAAUUUGGUCAGAAUUUUAGAAUCAGAUUUGUAUAAGAAAACAAUAAUGAUAAAUUAUUAUUUGAUAAAUAUAAUACUUUAAAAGAAGAUUAGACUGGAGAAAAUAAAUUACAAUAAUAUGAUAACGUGGAGAGAGUAUAAAACUAAUUUAGGAGAAACUUUAAAAUAUAUUUAAUAAGAUAUAAAGUAAAUAUUUAAUAAUUUUUUAAUUUUAUUGAAAAAGAUGCUUUAGGAUUAAAUCAUGAAGCAAAAUUAAGAAAGAUUAUCGACACUUGCAACAUUUAUAAAUAAUAUAUAAAAUAUUAAGAUAUUCAAAAUAUAAAUAAAUAAGAUGAUUAUCGUAUUGAAACUUAAGAAUCGGAGUAAAAUAAAAAAAAAAAAAUUGAGGGUUGGGAAUUAUUUAAAUAAACAAUGAGAGAAUAAUUUGAAAGAAAAUUUAACACAAAUCUUAUUACUUCUUAAUAGAUUUAAACAUAUUAACGUUAAUAAAAAAAUUUAGAUAGUGUGAAAAAAGACUUUUAAUAAGCUACAAUACUCUUAAUUGAAUAAUAUUAUAAAAAAUAAGGAAGACAGCUUGAAUUGAAUAGAGAUUUUUUAAUCUCUGAGGAUGUGUAAAUAGAACUGAUGAUAAAAUCAUUAGAGACAUAAUAAACCAAUUUAGUUUGUUUAGAUAAUUUAAAAGACUUUUUAAAAAAAUGCUAGGAAAUAUUUUCAAAUAAAGAAAUUUAUUUAAUUAAAUUAUGCAGAAAAUUAUUGUAGCUUAAAAGGCCUACUCAAGAGGAGAUAGAUUCUUUGAUUGAAGUAAAAGAUAAAGAAUCAUCAGAAACCAGCAAAAAAAUAAAAGAAACAUAUGUUAAAUGUUAAAAGGAUAUGGCUGAUGGUUAACUUGAUAUUCUGGCAUUAGAAAUUUUGAAUUAAACUGAUGAUGAUCAAUAAAAAAUUGAAGCAUUAACAUUUUUAAUUCAUUUAUUAGAUUUUGGAAAUGAAUAUAUAUAGAAAAAAUUUUAUAAAUUGUUUCAAGAUGAAAAUGUGAAACAAAAAUGUUUAGUAUUUUUAAGAGAAUUCUUCUUAACUGAUUUAGAUGUAAGAAUUAAAGAAUUAGAAUAAACUAAUAAUAAUAAUACUGAAUAUACACUUCUCUGUCUUAAGGUAUUAGAAUUAUUACAAGUUUUAUGUGAAAAUGUAAACAUGGAUUUUUAAAGAUUUUUAAUAUAAUAAUAUGAUGAUGAUUCAUAUUAAGCUAACAUUAAUAUUGUUAAUGAAGUUGCUAGUUUAUUAGCUGAUCUUUUAGAAAAAGGAUAAAAUGUAUUUUAUAAAUUAUAAGAAAUAUACAGAAAAGCUUUAGAAAGUUUAAUUGAAUUUUCUACAGGUUAUGUUGAAAAUAGAAAUUAGUUAUGUAAAAAUACAAGAUUAUUUAAUAUAUUAAAUUCAAUAUUGCAAAAAAUAGAACUUUAAAGUUUUGAUGAGCAUUAUUAAAUAAAUCAAAUAAUUUUAAAGGAAAGAUAAUAAAUGAAUUAAUCAUUAGAUAAAAACAUAAUGAUAGAUGCAAGAGGAAUUGGUUCUGACGAAGGGGAAAAAAAAUAUGCUUUAUAUUAAACAUUGUAAUCAUUUAUCAAAUUGCUCUUAUUAUUGACAUAAGGAAGUGUGGAUCUUUAAUCAUUAGAAUCCAUUAAAGAUACUGUUAAUAUUACUUUUUUGAUGAAAAUAGCAAAAUCUAUUUAUGAAGAAAGAAUCAAACCAAAAUAAAGAAACAUAAUUUUAGAUAAUAUUUGUGAAUUAAAAAGUGAAUAACAUAAGGAUUGUACUAAUAUUUUUUGUAAAAAUGAAUUAAGAACAAAUGAGGAUAACAUCUUAAUACAAACAGGAUUUAAUAUAUUUAUCAUAUGGCUUAAAUUAUCAGAACAUUUUCCAAAGGAUUCUUAAUUUGUAUUUUUCUAAUUGAAUUAGGUUGAGAAAAAAGAAAAUUAUGAAGAUUUAUAUGAUUAUACUAAUUUUUUAGAUACGAGACAAUAAACACUAUCAGAAUUUCUAACAUUAUUAAAAAAACCUUAAUAAAAUUUAAAUUUAUAAAAUAAUAAAAUAAAACCUGUAAAUCAGGAAGAUAAAUAUAAUCAUAAUUAAAAUAAAAAUUAUGAAUUGUUGCCUAAAGAUGGUGAUAUAACUUCUAAAACAACAAAUAUGGAAAAUCCAAAAAAUUAUUCUUAAAAUUUAGAUAGAACGGACAAAUUCUUUAAAUUUUAUAGAUAAUUCACAGGAAGAAUUGAAAUAUAAAAUGAAUAGAAUUAAAUAGAAAAAAUAUUUUUUUAAAAACCCUUUAUUUGUAACUUUAUUACUCCAAAUAUCAAAUAACAUUUGAUAUAUGAUAUUAAUAGAGAAACAGAUGAAGAUAGAAUGCGUGGAUUGAUCGAAUUUUCUGAAUUCUAUGAAAUUCAAAUGAGACAUUCUUAAUAAAUUAAUAAUAUAAAAAUUAUACGUUUUGGUGUUGUAAUUUGGAGAUCAUUAAAAGAUUUAUCAUUCAUUUUGUGUUUAAUUAUUGUAAUUCUACUUAUAUUUAUGCAUGAUACAGUUAUAAAUAGUAAAAUAGCAUCUAAUAUUGAAGCACCUGAAGAUUAAAAUAUAACAUCUGGAAAAAUCUUUGUUAAUUAUUUAAAUAAUGUAUAUAUUUUUUAUUCUAUAUUAGAUAUUUUCUAUUAUUUUAUUAGUUUUAAAUCUAAUUAUAGUUUUCUUUUGUGCCUUUGAAAGAUAUCCUAUUUCAAUUACAUAUCACAAAAAACAGACAAACACAAAAAGACUUCAAAUUUUAAAGAAAGAAGCAGGAUUUUAGAUUUCAUGGUUGACGAUGAAAUAUUAUAGUUUGAUAGGAUAUUUUGAAUCAGAAUUUUAAGAACAACAAGUGAAUAAAAGUGUAAUGAAGAGAUUAAUUUUGGUUAUAUUUUUUGACUUUGAUAAUUUCUAUAAUGUAAGAUAUAUAUCUAUAAAUAAUAAUAGAUUUGCAUUUUUGGCCUAACCGUAUAUGCAUUCAUUAAUCCUUAUAUAUAUGCUAUACUUUUAUUAGAUAUCAUCAAAAGAUCUGAGGAUCUCUAAAAUAUCAUAAAAUCAAUUACAUCAAAUGGUCAAAAUUUAGCUAUAUUUACAUUUUUAGGAUUUAUUGGUUUGUUAAACUAUGCUAUAAUUGCGUUCUCUAAUUUUGAAGAGAUGUUUGAUGAUGAAAAUGGUGUUUAUGGCCAUACAUUUAUUCUUGCUGUUACAUCUACAAUUAAUUUUGGAUUGAGAAAUGGGGGAGGUUUAGGGGAAUCUUUGACUAAAUAUCCCGAUGUUUAUCAGGAUUCUACAUUAUAUUGGGACAGAUACCUCUUUGAUCUUACUUUUUUCAUCAUUUUUAAUAUCCUUUUUAUCUAAUUGAUAUUUGGUAUCAUUUUGGAUACUUUUGGCGAAUUAAGAGUUUAAAGAUAAGCUUUAGUUUAGGAUAUUGAAGGCAAGUGCUUUAUUUGUAGUCAGGAUAAAAACGAAUUUGAACAAAUGUAAAACAUUUAUUUAUCUUUUUUUUAGAGGUGCAUAAGGUUGGCAUGAUCAUAUUUACUUGAAUCAUAACGUAUAUCAUAUGUUAUAUUACAUAAUUUAUAUUAAAAAUAAAGAUCCAAAUGAUUGUAACUCUUUGGAGAAAUAUGUAAAAAAAUGUAUUCAAGAAAAAAAAACAACAUUUUUCCCUUUUGGAAAAGCGCUUUAAAUAGAAAAAUAAGAAGGAAAGGAAGACUAAAUAGGUUAAGAAUGA
Molecule: messenger RNA, 6252 nt
Organism: Paramecium primaurelia
Lineage: Eukaryota; Ciliophora; Oligohymenophorea; Peniculida; Parameciidae
Source: the annotation of a GenBank genome assembly